UUGAUUUGGAUAUUUCAGGGCAAAUUCUCGACACACAGCGAUGUGUGGGCGUUCGGCGUGACGCUGUGGGAGAUUUUCAGUCGAUGUCGUGAGAAGCCGUUUGGUUUGUUAACAGACAACCAAGUUCUGGAGAAUAUUCAGCACAUGAGUAAUACCUCUACACUGAAGCAUCAACUGGAACGGCCGGCAUUGUGCCCAGAGAAAGUGUUCUUGAAUGUUGUGGUCCCGUGCUGGUUGUACGAUCCACAGGCACGGCCCUCAUUCGAAGCGCUACAUUUGCAGCUUCAAAUGCUCAUCCAUACCACAUUGACGUGA
Molecule: messenger RNA, 315 nt
Organism: Cooperia oncophora
Lineage: Eukaryota; Metazoa; Nematoda; Chromadorea; Rhabditida; Trichostrongylidae
Source: the annotation of a GenBank genome assembly